Molecule: messenger RNA, 687 nt
Organism: Phycomyces blakesleeanus NRRL 1555(-)
Lineage: Eukaryota; Fungi; Mucoromycota; Mucoromycetes; Mucorales; Phycomycetaceae
Exons: 4
Coding region: 1-687 (228 amino acids)
Source: RefSeq, a predicted model, not a curated record
AUGGAUAAUCAAUCUUCUUUAUCAGUUCAUCCAUUAUCUAUUCCUCCUUUGAGCUAUGUAAUGGCGUCAACAUAUACAUCUGAAGUUGCAAAACAAUAUUUGAUUGCACAGGAUGCUUUAUAUCCAAGAAAUCAUAUUAUUUUUACUUGUUCUGGUGGCAGUUCUAUGGACUAUAUAUUUGAAAAAGACAGAGACUACAGUUACAGAUGCAGUGAAGUAAACAGCAUGGAAGCAACAUGUUGUAAAAGAGAAAGAAAAUCUGAAAGAUUGGAUUCUUUCUUUGCACAAAGACAUCUUUCCUAUGAUAUUUUUAUGCAAGGAAUAUAUUACUGGUUAAAUCAGAUUCCUAGAAUGACAAUAGGAGUUAUGCUUGGUGUUUCUCCAGAAACUAUAAGACAUCUCAUUGCUAGUAUUCACCAAUUGAUUCAAAUGGAUUUAACGAACAAUGACAUGAGAAUUGAUAAGUUUAUAAGAGAGGUAUUGAUGCCAAUGAUUAAUCCAUUAUUGUUGAAAUUGAUGAAAGCAAAUUUGGAAAGAGGAAAUAUCACCGAGGACAUUGAGUCUGUGGAAUGGAAUAAAAAUGAACCGCAAGGCCAGAUUGUGAACAAAACAAAUGGUGCCAUGAAUGUUGAUGGAAUUCAUAUGGAGAAAAAAAAUAUGAGAACAGAUUGUGGCAAGGAAUGCUAA